Messenger RNA from Didymodactylos carnosus, 1239 nucleotides. Lineage: Eukaryota; Metazoa; Rotifera; Eurotatoria; Philodinida; Philodinidae. The record is from the annotation of a GenBank genome assembly.
AUGAAGAAUCAACCAAAUCACACUUUCAAUAGUCGUUUUGUUGAUUCUCAUUGUAUUUCGAUUCAUUCUCACCCAAUUAAAAAUAAAAUAUUACGUGCAGAGAAAGAUUUUGAACCAGGAGAUCUUAUAUUUCAAGAGACUGCCGUUACCGCAAUUAAAUUAAGUAAUAACAACAAGAAUGAUGAAUCUAUUAUUUUCUCAACAAUAAUUGAAUCAUUACCUAUUGUUCCUCUUGCACGUAAUUUAAUCUAUGGUGCUGUCCACUUAGCUUCAUUAUCUUCAUCCAAAUUAGAUUUAAUUAAAUGUCAAUUUGGUAAUCCAUUGGAUAAAUAUUUGAAUUUUACACCUGAAGGUCAAGCUAUUGCAGCUCUCAAAUAUUAUUUUUUCGAGAUUAAGAAAGAAUUAAGCAUAUCUGAUUUAUUUUCUUGUUCUGCUAUACUUGAUUUAUUAGCGAUUUGGAUGACGAAUUAUAGUACAGCAGGGCCACAGUGUCACGCUCUUUAUUAUUAUUGGUCACGUAUGAAUCAUGAUUGUAAACCUAAUACACAUCAUCGUACGACAGGUUAUACUACAGUUGAUAAUCAAACAAUACCGAUUCGUACAGUUCAAGCAAUACAAAAAAUUAAUAAAGGAGAUGAAUUAACAAAAUCAUAUUUAGUUGGAGAAACAAAUUUUCAACCAACACAAAUGAGAAAAGAUUACUUAUCAAUGCAUUAUCACUUUACAUGUACUUGUAGUCGCUGUUCUACAGAAAAUGAAAUAAUUUCUGAUACUUUAAUGUAUCAAUAUAAAACAUUGGAAUAUCAAAUUUACAAUAAACAAAUCUCAUUGAAUGAUUUACUUAUAUUCAAAUCAAAAUUAUCAUGGACUGAUUGGUUAAAUUAUUCAAUUUCUCAACUUAUUUGUACUAUAGCUGCUAGUUCUUCAAUGGGUUGCGAUAAUACUCGUUACCAUACGGCGAUUAUUGAAUGUGCACUACAAUGUAUUAGAAGGUUAAAAAAGAUAUAUUUACAAUCUUUUGAUGCGCCAACUAACGAAUAUUAUUCUAUUUUUCUCGCUGAUAAAUAUGAACAGUUAGGUGAUUUUCUCCCCUUAAGUGAUUCGCAGAAAAUUAACAGUUAUAAAGAAGCUAUCAAAAUUCGAAAAAUUUGCCAAGGUAAAUCAGAGAAAAUAGAUAAUUUGAAUGACAAAAUUAUUCAAGCAAAGAAAGUUACUUCGAACAAUCAAAUAUCAUUAUGA